Molecule: messenger RNA, 2330 nt
Organism: Salmo salar (Atlantic salmon)
Lineage: Eukaryota; Metazoa; Chordata; Actinopteri; Salmoniformes; Salmonidae
Product: lysosomal acid lipase/cholesteryl ester hydrolase
Molecular function (GO): hydrolase activity, acting on ester bonds
Source: RefSeq, a predicted model, not a curated record
UGCAGAUCACAGUGUGGAAUGAAUGUCAACAAUGGCCUACUGAAUGAAGCCUUUGUCUGACUACUCAUCCUGAAUUUCAUUCCGCUGCUCCAUGAUAGCUCCAUACAUUCAUCAUGGAGAAGAAACGCGAGUUUGACCGGAGCGAUCCGGCUACGGAAGCCUUGCCUACUCCUAUUCAACGUAUGCUAGUGAAGAUGAUGUGGGUUCUACUUUUAGUGGCAUUCCUGAACACUGGAGCGGUCCAGUGUCAGAGAUCCUCGCUGAAAGACAGUAAAAGACUGGACCCAGAGGUCAACAUGAACAUUAGUGAGAUCAUCAGGCAUUGGGGCUACCCGACAGAGGAGCACGACGUCGUCACAGAGGACGGCUACAUCCUGAGUGUCAACCGGAUCCCACACGCUCUGAAGAAAGGUGACGAUCCCAAGCCUGCAGUGUUCCUCCAGCACGGUCUCCUGGCCGCGGGGAGUAACUGGGUGACCAACCUGCCCAACACCAGCCUGGCUUACCUGCUAGCCGACGCUGGCUACGACGUCUGGAUCGGCAACAGCAGGGGAAACACCUGGUCCAGGAGACACCUCACACUCAGCCCUGACCACAAUGAGUUCUGGCAGUUCAGUUAUGAUGAGAUGGCAAAGAAGGACCUGCCAGCAGUGGUCAACCACAUUCUGAAGACCACAGGCCAGGAGCAGAUCUACUAUAUCGGCCACUCUCAGGGAACCACUAUUGCUUUUGUUGCAUUCUCUUCCAUGCCUGAGCUGGCAAGCAAAAUCAAGAUGUUCUUCGGCCUGGCUCCAGUGGCCACUGUGGCUUUCACUGCCAGCCCCAUGAGCAAGCUCUCCAUCUUCCCUGAUUUCCUCAUUUGGGAUGUGUUUGGGAAGAAGGACUUCAUGCCUCAGAGUGCUCUCAUCAAGUGGUUCGCCACCAACGUCUGCAGUAAGAAACCUCUUAGUGAGCUGUGUGGAAACCUCUUCUUCGUCCUCUGUGGCUUCGAUGAGCUGAACCUCAACAUGACUCGCACACCUGUGUACACCUCCCACUGCCCAGCAGGGACCUCAGUGCAGAACAUGAUUCACUGGUCUCAGGCAGUGCAUGGUGGAAAGCUGAUGGCUUAUGACUACGGGAGAGCAGGGAACAUGGCUCAUUAUAACCAGUCGACCCCCCCGCUGUACAACAUCCAGGACAUGAAGGUGCCUACAGCCUUGUGGUCCGGAGGUCACGACACCCUGGCUGACCCUAAGGACGUUGCCGUGCUGCUCAACCAGGUCCCCAACCUGGUGUACCACCGCCACAUUGAGCACUGGGAACAUCUGGACUUCAUCUGGGGUCUGGACGCCCCCCAGGAGAUGUACAGUGAGAUAAUCAAACUGAUGAGUCAGCAGGACUUGGUGUGAACAGUGGAUUGACAGGGAGAAAUAUGGCCCGUUUUAGCCUCAGCUCUCAGCACACUAGCUGAAGAGACUUUAAUACUGUAUCUGAAACAUAUUGGGAGACAUGUCACAGCGCCUGGGUGCGAGUGUGUACACGUUUGUGUGUUUGACUAUAAGCAUGUGUAAAAGCGAGUAUUCGCGUGUGUGAGUAAGCCAUGCUCUCAAGGAGCAAUAAUCAUUUACCUCUAAAUUGGGAUGGUGAGGAAAACAAGCUGUGAGUUUAGGAUUCAGUGUUGUGAGGAAUCCUCUAUUUUGUGAUUUUACUACCACAGUCCUCUCUUUCAGAACACUUGAAUGGAUUUUAAUGUCCGUAAAACAAAAUAAUGUAACCUUUAACUAGGUAAGUCAGUUAAGAACUAAUUCUUAUUUACAAUGAUAGCCUACUGGGGAACAGUGGGUUAACUGCCUUGUUCAGGGGCAGAACGACAGAUGUUUACCUUGUCAGCUUGGGGAUUCGAUCCAGCAACCUUUCCGUGACUGGCCCAACUCUCUAACCACUAGGCUACCUGCAGGUUAUGAAUGUAGCUUAAGUCAUUGGUACAUUAUCAUGAGAAAGGUCCGGGGUCCAGUUCAACAUACAGUACCUCUCUCUACAGAACUUGCACUUUUCAAACUGUCAUCACCAGGACUUUAUUGCGGUGUUGUGUUGGUUAAUGUUGCUGUGCCUUUUUUAAUCAAACACAUUCAAUUUGUGUUUACCUGUCCCUACUGACACUUGUCAUUUUGUUACAGAGAUGAAGUAUUUUUAUUGGAUCUUAGGUAAGGAAGGGAGCCGACCAAAGAAUGACUGAUGUGUUUGUUCAUUCAUUUUCUACUUCCGUUGUGUUAGAACACUUAUGUAUGCUGCUUUUUAAUGUAUCCAACUACUCAAUAAAAAUUCAUUCAAUCUGUUGUACAAUUCAA